This is a messenger RNA of Symbiodinium sp. CCMP2456, 873 nucleotides long. Lineage: Eukaryota; Dinophyceae; Suessiales; Symbiodiniaceae. The record is from the annotation of a GenBank genome assembly.
AUGACUGAGCGUCCGCCCAAGAAGGCACCGCCAUGUGCAGUGAGCCGUGCCAAGCCCGGUGGCACAGUCCCCGGCGCGCCAAUUAGCUCGGCCAUAGCGCCGAAGGCGGCCCCGCCGAUCCUCACUGGUGCAAGCCAGGGUACAAUCCCUGUGAAGUCUGCGCCUCCGGACAUCGCACCGGCGAAGCCUAAGGCUCCACCGCCUGGGUAUAGUCCAGGGGAGCGUUCCGCAGCGUCGGCGACAGUUAGGCCGAUUGAUACCCGCUAUGGAUCAGGUGAUGAUCCUCAACCUCGGAGCAUAGCACAUCCGAAGCAGACUGAACGUCAUAACGCCGCCACAGCGCGGUUUCAUCACGACAAGCCGACCGACCCACAUGGUCGAGAUCUGGUCCUACUCAAGGUGCACAAUAUACAUGGCCCUUGGCUUGACACUCCGCGUCCGGGCACUGUAUACAACCCAGAUUUGGUGCUACGUCCUGCAUAUGUGGGCUCCACUACGCCGACUAUAAUCGUCGAUGUCUUUACGUGGGGCACCGAGAAGGACGAGUGGACAACCCGAAUCUCCGACAAAUGGACGGGAGAGGACCUAUAUAGGUACCACGAACAAAUGCUCACAUAUAAUGUGACGACCUCCUCAUCGAGGACGAGCUUUAUGGUCAUCUACAUCGAUAUGACGUGGCUCGAGGAUUACGCGUGGGAGGCGAUGAGCCCGUCUGAAAAGCAGGCGGCGGACGAUAAGCGCAGGGAGAAUCGUCUCCACGUGGGCAGCCGCCCAGAUAUAUUACUGGAGUACACCAACCACGAAAAUUUCGUUGAGAAUGCGCGAUACGUCAUCAAUAACAUCAAAGAUGCUAUUGAGGCCGGUAUCCAGCAG